AUGGCAAACUUACUCCUCGGUCACGGCCUCCUGCUGGACCUGCACGAAGACUGGGCAGCCGCUAGCUUCCACGACCACGUUUUGGACAGUCCUACGUCCGAUCAGACCAGCACGGGUGGUGCCUACCCUGAGGUGGCACCGCCAGCCUCGUGUUUCGCCCCGCGGCCGCCAGCAGAGCUGCCGUCACGGAGCACUGGGCGUCGUGCACAAGGAGAGCGGGCAACCUGCCAAACGCCACGGCAGAAGGGUGGCUCCACAAGUCUGCCGCCCGUGCCGUUGACAGCUCGAGAGAGACAUUGGCAGAGCUCCGACCCCGGUGCAAGCGGCAGCAGCGUGUCUUCGGCACGCCGCUCUUUGCCAGAACGCGAUGGCCGGAGCAGCAGCCAGCAUGCCCGCACUGUGACAGGUGCUCCGUCGAAGGAGCCGGGCAGCAAGUCCGAGCCAAGCUGCAAGCUGGCACAGACCGUGAAGCCGCCAAGCCGGGAAACGGCGUCGCCGGUCUUCGCCGGCUACGCCUCGGCCCCCUCUCCCCAAAGCCGCGGGAGCCGCGAGGGCGAGGGCGAGGGUGGUGUCGCCUGGGAGAUGCCCAUCUGUCCAAGCCCCGCCAUACUGGACGUGCUGAGUGACGCAUUGGGCCAGGAGGAUGCGCGGCGGAACAGCUUUCACGACAUCAUAACGGAGAUGGAGCGCGAGAAGGAGUUGUGGAAUGAGAAGAUGGUGGCGCUGCUGUCUUCCAGCCCCAACCCGCCGGUCACGGCGACGGUCCCCGACCCGGACCCAUCGCAGCUGCCGAGCGACAGGGCCUCGGCCACCGAAGCUGAGGUGCCCUCGGAGCUUGACGUGGCACCCCCGCCUCUGACGGUGGAGCCGCUGAAGGAGCUGGAGAAGCCAUAUAAGUCCUUUAAGUCGAGCGUGGCUUCCUCCCAUUUGCCAGUGCUAGUCACCAGCACCCUUGAGAACGAUGCCCGCCUGAAACAGAACUAA
Symbiodinium sp. CCMP2592 is the source of this 984-nucleotide messenger RNA. The record is from the annotation of a GenBank genome assembly. Lineage: Eukaryota; Dinophyceae; Suessiales; Symbiodiniaceae.